This is a messenger RNA of Manduca sexta (tobacco hornworm), 4207 nucleotides long. RefSeq names its product piggyBac transposable element-derived protein 4. The transcript is spliced from 4 exons. NCBI's taxonomy places the organism in Eukaryota, Metazoa, Arthropoda, Insecta, Lepidoptera, Sphingidae. The record is from RefSeq and is a predicted model, not a curated record. The coding region runs from base 214 to 2454 and encodes 746 amino acids.
CAAAAUAUAACUCUACUGGGCUCAUGUAUGUGUGCGUGAGCUCAAAUUCAAUGUACUAAGUGCCGCCUCUUCUUACGUAGUAUUAUAUUACUUACUCUAUGCUCUAUACCAUAAGUCAUAACGGCAUAAGAGAGUGACUCUGAGAGUGACUACUUCAAUAAUUGUGAGCCAAAUAUAUAAGUUUUGGGUGAAAGUCAUAUAAAUAUAACAAGAAUGUCUGGAGAUGAUGACAGAGCAUGGAUGGCCAACGAGAGUCAGCAGUUGCAGGCGACUUUAUUCGAGGCACUGUACGGGAAUGACAUAUCAGAUGACGAGGAACAACAUUCGUUCCUUGUUUAUGAGACCGACAGCGAUGAGUAUGGCGAGUCGGAGGAGCCGUUUGCAUUCAGUUAUAGUCCCCCGUCGUCUCCAGUGCACCGAGCGAAAAAGCUAGACACUUCCUUUGUCUGCAAACGUGAACGCUCUCGUUCCCGUUCGCCAUUAGAGCCACGUCCAAAAUCACCUCUAGAAUUGUCGGAUGACGUUAUCAUAUAUACGACGAUGAGGGAACACGACAAGACGCUGCCUAAGGUAACAAAUAUGAAUUUCUUAUAUCCAAACGUGGAAGUGUCGUUUGUCCAGACCCCGGGUAUAUCGGGCAAGGGGAUUGAUCGCGGACGUGUGCGCUCUCGGGGACGAGGACGUGGUCGAAGACUGGGGAUGGAACGUUGUCACCGGGUCGGUAAAAAAGAUUUACAGUGGAAUGUCGGUCACCCACUUCAAGAAAUUUGGCUAUCUGAUGACGACGUCCCAUCCGAAUUACGGCAAAUGGCACGGGACGUUAUAAACCGGAGACUGAAUGAGAGGGUAAAGAAAGAGCCUGAGGAGGUCGUUGAUGAGGCAGUUGUUUCUCUGCAGCGUGAAGACCUUCAUUUCGAGUGGUCUCCAAUGGAGACUUUUCAAGGUAAAGAAGAAAUAUUUCGGCCUGCACAUACCGGCGCUGUCGCCUCCUAUACGUCAGCAUACGACGCGUUUCGUUCUUACUGGGACGAUUCCAUCUUGCAGAUUAUAGUCAACGAGACGAACCGAUAUGCCACCAAUAUAAAUUCUACUUCUUUUCAAGCCGAGUGGUACCCAACUAACGUCCACGAAAUGCUAUGCCUCUUCGCAUUCUGGAUAAUGCUGGGCAUUAUCCGGAUGCCAACGAUACAAAGCUGCUUCACUGAACAUCCGCUGAUGAAGACAACGGUUUUCCGGCAUAUCUUUAGCAAUCGUAGAUAUUCUGAUCUUACACGGGCAUUGCAUUUCGUCAACGAGGCCGCUCACGAUCGAAAUGUGAAACCUCCCAUAAGCGACCCCGAUCCAAUAUAUAGUUUGAGGCCUAUAGUCGAUCAUCUUAACGCCAAAUUUCAGGGAAAUUAUAUACCUAGUCAAAACAUUUGCAUAGACGAAAGUCUAACCCCUUGGAAGGGAAAGGAUCUCAAACAUUAUGUUCCGUCAAAAGCUGCAAGGUAUGGGAUCAAAACGUUUGAAUUAUGUGAAAGUGCUACAGGUUACCUCUUGUCUUUCAUAAUUUAUACGGGUAAGGAAACUAAAGCAGAAAUGAAACGAGCCCCAAUGGCCUCAACAGGUUUUGCGCUAGUUAAAAGGCUUAUGGGUCCCUUACUGAAUAAGGGAUAUCGACUAUUCGUGGGCAAUAGGUUAAAUUCUCCGUUGUUGGCGCGAUUUUUGAAACGUAACGGUACUGACUGUGUUGGUACCAUACGACCGACUCUUAAAGACGUGCCCUACUUGAUAGCCAAAGCUCCGCUAGAGAAGGGACAGCUUCUAGCAAGGCAUUCUGGGGACGUAUGUGUAUUGGCAUGGGAAGACAAGAAAAGAGUAACCAUGAUCUCAACUUGCCACAGUAGUGCCACUGGUUUGUCCCACGUACACACGAACCCAGUAAAGCCCAUCCCAUUCAAGCCUCAAGUAGUUUUGGACUUCCUGAAGUCAAUGGGUGGGGUAAAUCUCAAAGACCAAAUGCUGGAGCCGUACGUGAUAGAGCGGAAACGGUGUUCUAAGUGGUAUAUGAAAAUGUUCAAGCGUUUGUUGAACGUCUCCAUUCUUAAUGCGCGCAUCCUAUUGGAAUCUUCUCAAAAAUCCCGCGUAGACCAUUUGUCUUUUCGGCUCCAAAUAGUAGACGCCAUUCUCUCCCGUCAUUUACCUCAAGUUCCCGUUACUCGUAAGGAUAAGCCACAGAAACCGAAGGAUAAGCCACAGAAACCGGCACAGAUAGCGUCUGUUCACGAUCACUGGCCUGUUUUUCUCACAAAGCGGACAGAGAAUGAGCGUCGAGAUAAUCGUCAAGCCAGGCACAGAUGCGUUGUGUGCUAUUCGAACGGCAUCCGGCAAAAAACGACCCCAUUCAUGUGUGAGACUUGCAAUGUGCCGCUUUGUGCGGUAAAUUGUUUCAAGGCCUACCAUGUUUCAUAAUUUUGUCUUUUUGUACCUUAUGGAUAAUCCUAGUAACCUUUUUUCCUGAGCUGCAGAGAAUGCCAGGUUGAACAGUGUAUUAUAAAUAGUAUCGCAUAUUCUAUGUGUAAAAAGGAACACCGGAUGAAGGGACCAAAAUCGUACUCUUCGCCACCGCUAAAAUCCACUAAAAUAGUUCAACAAUUUUAAAGUAAAUCGAUGGACCCGCUGGUGCCACAGCCUUAUCCCGCAUACAAACAAACCGGUCCAUGGGUGGGGUGGACCUCAAAGACCAGAUGUUGGAGCCGUACGUGUGAGGGGAUGUGUGUGUGUCUGCGCCCCGUGCCAUUGGUGCUUUUACUUCUCCUUUUUUGUUUUUCUUCUAAUUUUUAUUGUAUACUAUUUGUGUCCUUUCUACUAUUUGUGUCAUUUCAAACUCUGUAUAUACAAGUUGUUGUUUUGCAUCCCCACCAUGUUUAAAGAGUCCAUUGUAAUGGGCACAUUAACUGGAAUCUGAAUAUUUGAUUAAAUUAUUUUACGAUGAUUUAAAAUUAACAUCCACGUAUAUGUCAGAAAAUGACCACGGCAACGCGAACAGCUCAGACACACGGCCGGCACCAGCUGUUUGCAAUCGAAACGGUUAGUCGCCGGCGGCCGUGGCGUGCCUCAAAGCACUUUGUGUGUGUGUGUGUGUGUGAGUGUGCUGUGUAGCCCGAAAAUCAUCGAUGCCACACGGGAUGAGUCGGAGUGAUUCCCAUUACACGGGUAGUUUUUAUUUUUAAUCAAUACUUAUUAUUAAAGGUGUAUUUCGGUAUUUAUUUUUUCAUUGAUUCGUGUUCUAUAAGUGGAGUAUACUAACCUCCGUAAAAAUGGCGGGUAUGCAAAACAACACCUUUUAUAAUGUGAUGUUUAUUGCUUUUGCAUGUAUCAGUGUUAACAAUACAUGCAAUGAAACAAAAUAAAUACUUUUGUUUUAUAAUUGUUUACGUUAUAUCUUCAACUUGUUAUCUAAUGUUAUCUAAUUUGCAUAAAACAUAAUUUAUAUGAAUUUCAAUGGAAAUAAUGGUCGUCUAAAGAAAAUCGAGAUCUUAAAAAUUAACAUUGUAAUUAUAUAAUCCACUGAAUGCUUGACAUCUUGCCGGCUAACAUGACAGCUACAUGACAGCUACGCGUGUCACGGGAAUAUAACCUUAUUAUAUAUUACAUAAUAAGGUUAUUUUUCCGUGACACGCGUAAUGUCAUGUAACUGUCAUGUAGAUGUCAUGUAGCUGUCAUGUUAGCCGGCAACAUGUUAAGCAUUCAAUGGUUUGAUUAGCGUAGUUUUCAAUAUUGGCACGGCAAAGUGACCCGACUGCAUCUGAUGGAAAAUGGAGUUGGGUCUAAUAGAAUGUCGACUGACUGGAAAUGAUGACCCCUCGGCAUUCAACACAAUUAUGCCGGCCUGUUGGAGACGGAUAUACACAGGCUGAUCCCAUAACGCGACACACUUCGUGGGCCACUAUGGCGGGUUUUAAUACCUUGUGUACAGUGGUCGCUAUCCCAACGGAUAUAAAAUAUAUCCUACUAUGUAUAAGCAUAAUGAUAAAUAUGUAUUAAAAUGAUGAUAAUUGUAACAAAAGUUGUUAUGUAAAGUAAUGUUUGAAAAACGGCCCACCGAUCAUUGUGCUAUUGUUUGCGUGUAUAUUAUUAUUUUUUAUUGACUUAAAUUUAUGGCUGUAAAUAUAGUAAUGUAAAUGUACGCUGUUAAUUAAUUAUAAAUUAUUGUCCUUUUUUC